UUUCCCUUUCGAUAUACUAUAAUAGUUUAUAUAUUUUCCUCAAUUAUCUUACAUAUAAAACUGAAUCAAGAAUAACCUCACUGUUGCGACGCCUUUGGUAGUAGUACCAGUCUCUACUAGUUAAGCAUCUCUCAACUCUCUCUCUCUCUCUCUCUGUCUGUCUCUAAAAAAUUUCAACACCUCAACUUCACGAUCUAAAUUGAAAAAUCUUUCUUUAUCAAAACCUAGAUCAGAAAUAUAGAGAGAGAGAUAGAGAUUUAGAGAGAGAGAGAGAGAGUGAGAGAAUUAGGUGUCACAUGAGAGAGGAGAGGACUGAAAUGUCCAAAGACGACGAUCGAUCUCCACCGUUGGAUCUUCGGGGAGCGGACAUCGCCGAGUCGUCAAGCAAGACCCGGAACUGCGUGACCGGGUCGGGUCAUGUCACGGGUUUGAAUCCCAUGGAGUUCCAGGCUCCGUACCCGGACCAAGUCCUCGAGAACGUCCUCGAAAACGUGCUCCAGUUCCUCACCUCCCGGCGGGACCGCAACGCCGCCUCAUUGGUCUGCAAGUCGUGGUGUCGGGUCGAGGCCCUGACCCGAUCCGAGCUCUUCAUCGGGAACUGUUACUCCGUCUCGCCCAGACGGGCCACGGCCCGGUUCUCCCGGGUCCGGGCCGUGGCCAUCAAGGGCAGGCCGAGGUUCGCCGACUUCAACCUCAUGCCGCCGGAAUGGGGGGCCCACUUCGCGCCGUGGGUCGCCGCCUUGGGCUCCGCCUAUCCUUGGCUCGAAAAAGUCUACCUGAAACGCAUGUCGGUCACCGACGAAGAUCUGAAACAUCUCGCUGAGUAUUUCCCUUACUUCAAAGAACUCGUCCUUGUUUGUUGCGACGGCUUUGGUACACGUGGCCUCGCCGUAAUAGCCAAGAAGUGCAGACAACUGAGAGUGCUUGAUCUGAUUGAAUCCGAGGUUGCGGAAUCUGAUAUGGAUUGGAUAGGGGAGUUUCCGGAGAGUGGAAUAACCUGUUUGGAAUCUUUGAUAUUUGAUUGUGUUGAGAGCCCAAUAAAUUUUGAGGCAUUGGAGAGGUUGGUGAUCAGGUCUCCAUCUUUGAAGAAGCUGAGGUUGAACCGCUUUGUUUCGAUUGGGCAGCUGUAUCGAUUGAUGGUGCGAGCUCCACAGCUUACUCAUCUUGGAACCGGGUCGUUCAGUCUGGCCGAGGGUGUAGCUCACAGUGAUCAGGAGCCCGAUUAUGAGUCUGCUUUUGCUGCGUGCAAGUCAUUGGUUUGUUUAUCGGGUUUUAGGGACAUUGCGCCGGAUUACUUGUCGGCUAUCUAUGCUGUUUGUGCUAAUCUGACUUCCCUCAAUUUGAGCUAUGCGAAUAUUAAUGCGGAGCAACUCAAGACAGUCAUAUUUCACUGCCACAAACUGCAGACUUUUUGGGUGCUUGAUUCAAUUUGUGAUGAAGGGCUUCAAGCGGCGGCUGCAACUUGCAAGGACUUGCGCGAGCUUCGGGUUUUUCCUAUCGAUGCACGGGAGGAUAGUGAGGGCCCUGUUUCUGAUGUGGGACUCCAAGCGAUUUCAGAGGGUUGUAGGAAAUUACAAUCGAUUUUGUACUUCUGUCAGCACAUGACAAAUGCAGCUGUGGUAGCCAUGUCAAACAACUGCCCAGAUCUUGAAGUGUUCCGUCUCUGUAUAAUGGGGCGACACCGUCCUGACCAUGUGACUGGUGAACCAAUGGAUGAAGGUUUCGGAGCCAUUGUUAAGAACUGUAAGAAGCUCACUCGUCUUGCUGUGUCUGGUUUACUGACCGAUCAAGCUUUCAGUUAUAUUGGAACAUAUGGGAAAUUGGUUCGAACAUUGUCAGUUGCUUUUGCUGGAGAUAGUGACAGGGGGCUUAAAUAUGUGCUUGAGGGCUGUCCUAGACUGCAAAAGCUUGAGAUCAGGGAUAGCCCAUUUGGGGAUGACGCAUUGCGUUCUGGUUUGCAUCACUACUACAAUAUGAGGUUCCUCUGGAUGUCUUCAUGUAGGUUAUCUCCCCAAGGUUGUCGUGAGAUUGCUCGAGCAUUGCCCCAUCUGGUGGUGGAAGUGAUCAGGGAUGAAGGGGAAGUGAUCAGGGGAGAAUGUGAGGAGCACAUUGAUGAUCCUUUUGACAUAUUAUACAUGUAUCGGUCUCUUGAAGGGCCAAGGGAUGAUGCCCCAAACUUUGUAACCAUCUUGCAUUAAAAGAAGUCAAUUGGCUGUUAGGUGGCUACCGAGCAAGUUGAAAACAUUUUUAUGGGAAAAUUGAAGAUGGCGGGUGACUUUUACAUGACCCGCUUGAAGGUCCCUGAAAUCCCUGUAUGUCAAACAAAUAAGGAUUGAACAAGUCGUGUUCCUGGCUUGAGCAGGUGCAAGAGCAUUCAAAGCAGAAGCAAGGUAUUGGAUCGUCCAAUAUCGUUCUAUUGGUAUGCUUCUAAAUUUUAUGUUUCUUUUGCUUUCAUAUUCGUUUUUAUCAUAAACGAAGGUUGCCAGAAGAGAAGGGGGGGGCGAUUGUCAAGCUGCAUUGAGAAUUUAAAUUAUCAGUUUAACCUGGAUCAUAUUAUUUAUCCGUCAAUGAAGAGAUGGAGAUCGGUCUUGAAGAAUUGGGGGUUCAGAAUGGUGAAUUUUCGAAGUUCUCUUCCAUGCCACCAGUAGAGAAGCAGGAGCUAGUGUUCACUCCAAAAAAAAAAAAAAAAAAAAAAACUUAGUCUGUUUAUUUUGAUUCAAAUGGUAGUUAGUUUAAGCUGUAGCUGCUGAGAACUAAAUGCCCAGGUUGAUGCAUCAUCUUCUCUUUCUCUUUCUCCUUCUAAGUGUUUGUUCUUUUCAGAUGUGUUGUAGCACCUGACUGUUGAAUUUAUUAUUGUUAUUGUUAGCAAAUGUGAGAUGAGUAAUAAAUGCCAAAAUAUGCAUGGACCAUAUGCCAUAUAUAUACUUA
Messenger RNA from Quercus lobata, 2928 nucleotides. It is a transcript of the gene AFB5, whose product is annotated as auxin F-box protein 5. NCBI's taxonomy places the organism in Eukaryota, Viridiplantae, Streptophyta, Magnoliopsida, Fagales, Fagaceae. Gene Ontology annotation, biological process: SCF-dependent proteasomal ubiquitin-dependent protein catabolic process. The record is from RefSeq and is a predicted model, not a curated record. Bases 297 to 2198 code for a protein of 633 amino acids. Gene Ontology annotation, cellular component: SCF ubiquitin ligase complex. Gene Ontology annotation, molecular function: protein binding. The transcript has 3 exons.